CUUGAAGUGUGAUAACCUUGCUCUGCGUCCGGGAGCCUCACUGAAGGAAUGUGGAUUCGGAUGUCCUCCUCUUGUUGCUUGUUGUUGAUGCAGCCCCGAGGGUCCCUCGCAUGGUGAUCAGGGCUCAUACCCGCUCCCUUCUGAUCUCUGUCCGCUCGGACCUACAAUGAUAAGCACCGAGAGUGUUUUGGAGAGUGGAGACCAGCCUUGCAUCCGGCUGGAGCCACUGAUAAACACGCACUUGCCGGAAAAGGCGACGCCGACCGGUGGCAGCUGCGCUGUCUUAACGGACGGGAGCUCCAAAGUGACAGCCAACGGGCUGCACGACAUAGAAAACCGGAUUCUGAGGAUCACCGGCUACUACGGCUACAACCCGGGAUACUCCAGUCAUAGAAGAGAGGAUGGUUCAGAGUCUAAUGCAGAGACACCAGGCAGCGAGACCAGCGAAGAGAGCCAGUCCUAUCAGACAUGUACCAACACAGCUCUGAAGGUGCUGGGUGGUCUGCUGCUGGUGUUGUGUGUCUCCUCCUCCUGGGUGGGUACCACUCAGGUGGUUAAGCUGACCUUCCAGUCGUUCUCCUGUCCCUUCUUCAUCUCCUGGUUCAGCAGCAACUGGAACAUCUUCUUCUUCCCCAUCUACUACUCCGGACUUGUGGUUACCACACGGGAGAAGCAGACGCCCAUACAGAAAUUCAGGGAGUGCAGCAAGCUCUUUGGGGAGGAUGGGAUGACUCUCAAGCUUUUCGUAAAGAGAACAGCACCCUUCUCAAUCCUAUGGACACUGACCAACUACCUGUACCUCAUGGCCUUGAAGAAACUGACCGCCACUGAUGUCUCUGCCCUCUACUGCUGCCACAAGGCUUUCGUCUUUCUCCUGUCCUGGAUUGUUCUGAAGGACCGUUUCAUGGGUGUUCGGAUUGUGGCAGCCAUCAUGGCCAUCACAGGUAUUGUGAUGAUGGCUUAUGCUGACGGCUUCCAUGGGGAUUCCUUUGUGGGCGUAGCGUUGGCUGUGGGGUCCGCCUCCACAUCCGCUCUCUACAAGGUGCUGUUUAAGAUGUUCUUGGGCAGUGCCAACAUCGGAGAAGUGGCUCACUUCCUUUCCACCAUGGGCUUCUUCAAUCUCAUCUUCAUCUCCUGUGUGCCCCUCAUCCUCUACUUUACCAAAGUAGAGCACUGGGGCUCACUGUCCUCGCUGCCCUGGGGUUACCUGUGUGGACUGGCAGGACUGUGGCUGGUGUUCAACAUCUUGGUCCAUGUUGGUGUGGUGCUGACGUACCCCAUUCUCAUCUCCAUAGGGACACUGCUCAGUGUUCCGGGCAAUGCAGCCGUAGAUGUUUUGAAACACGAGGUGAUCUUCAGUGUGGUGCGCCUGGCAGCCACCUGCAUCAUCUGCCUGGGCUUCUUGCUCCUGCUGCUGCCAGAGGAGUGGGACUCGGUCACUCUGCGUUUCCUGGCCACCAUCGCAGACAAGAAGUCAGAGGAACAUGGCGAGGAGCUAACAGAGUCCAGCGUCCAGACUCGAAGCCGCAGUCGAGCCAACGGCACUGUCUCCAUUCCCUUGGCAUGACAUGGCUGAGCUCUGCUAGUAGCCUCUGUUAACCAAGCCCUGUCUGCUCAUGUUCCUCCAUUGCCCACCCAGGGGGUGUGGCGGGAUGUUCGGUCCACAUGGACUCUCUAUCAGGAAGACUCUGGAGAUGCACCUCUGUCUCCAGCUUCACUGCAGGAGGGGAAAAGGACAACAUUCAUGGAUUUUAAUUGAAAGGGUGGAAAGUGUUAUUUACUUUCUUAAAAUACUUGCCACACUCAGUCCUGUUCCUCGCACGUACCCACAGCAAGAGCCUGGCCUCCCCUGACCUGAUCUGUGGACUGUAUUCUGUGAAUAUAAAUAUUGGCAGGGCCAAUUUGGCUCAAUCUUAUAUGUAUUUAUGAUAUUUAUUUAGAGUUGUAUCAAUAAGAGUAUUAUUUUAAGUCGUAUUGAUUAGUAUUAUAUAAAAGAAUGGCAAUUAUACUUUGCGUGAUGUACAGGCUCUUUUGGUUUUAUAAUAAAAGACUUAAAACUCACAUUAGCAGUGCAUUACUUGUUUACCUAAUGACCAUCAAUGUGGCUAAUUCCUGAGUUUUCUAACAAUAUAUUGGAACAUCUUUAGAUUUCUGAAUAAUUUCUGUGUUGCCUAAAUCAACGUUGACAAGAAUGCAUACAAUGCUAAUGAUGUUGCAAAGUUUCACAAACAUAUAAUAUACAUAUAAAAUAUACCUUGUAUCAAGACCAGAUAUUUUUAGCAGAACUAAGCGGUGAGGUUCAUACAAUAUUAGUAAUCUGUUAAGUGCAUUGUAUUGAUUUGGCAGCGAUGACUUCUCCUCAUCGUAAUAAAUUAUGCAAUGCUUUUCUGUGCUGCACUUAGCUGUCACUUACUGACACACAUACACACCCAUGCACUGUAAACUGAAGAAGAUUGAGAAUGAUUGUUUCUACUAUGAUUUAUCCUCUUUCACAUAUUCACACAAUAUGUGGUAAUAUUGCACAGCCUACCUAUCUGCCUGUAAAAAAGCCCAUGGGAUAUUUUUUACCUGUGAAGCAUAACACGGUGAUAGGCACUUUGUCUAAAUUACUUAUAGUGUCUCAUAACAUGGUGGCAUUUACAUUUUAUUUCAAAUAGUGCUAUUGAGAUGAUGAGGUGUCAGGAGAAUAAUUUCUCAGUCUUUCAACAUCGCUCUUUGUCACACACACUGUCAAACACACACACGUACACACAUGCAUGCGCACUCCCAAGAGUCUAACAACACAGUGGCUUUAUGGU
Messenger RNA from Anarrhichthys ocellatus (wolf-eel), 2798 nucleotides. It is a transcript of the gene slc35f4, whose product is annotated as solute carrier family 35 member F4. The transcript has 7 exons. The record is from RefSeq and is a predicted model, not a curated record. NCBI's taxonomy places the organism in Eukaryota, Metazoa, Chordata, Actinopteri, Perciformes, Anarhichadidae. Gene Ontology annotation, cellular component: membrane. Bases 167 to 1567 code for a protein of 466 amino acids.